Molecule: messenger RNA, 252 nt
Organism: Colletotrichum chrysophilum
Lineage: Eukaryota; Fungi; Ascomycota; Sordariomycetes; Glomerellales; Glomerellaceae
Exons: 3
Coding region: 1-252 (83 amino acids)
Source: RefSeq, a predicted model, not a curated record
AUGCGUGCCGCCACUUUCACCGCCGCUGCUGCCUCCCUCAUCAUGGCUGUCGCUGCCGUUCCCCAGGGCUUCAACUGCAAGUCUGAGGGUUUCUGCACCUACUCCGACCCCAACUGCAACUUCUGCCUCAACAUCGACCCCCCCGCCAAGCUCAAGGUCUGCCAGGCCAUCGACCCCACCUACAAGAGCGCCCCUGGCGACAUCACUCGUGGCCCUUCUGGCAUGGCAGAAGUCAUGGACCUCAAGGGUUGA